GCAUCCCUUCGCGCCGCGUGACGUGUUCUGCUCGGGAGCUGUCCCGGGAAGCGGAGUGCUGAAAGCGCCGCAUCCGACAAUCUCUCGUGGAUGUGGAGGGUCUCACGGCUGCGUGGAUCGUGUCUCCCUGGUGAAUUAACCCGAGGGAUCACGCAACUCGACGCGAAGGCGAUGCGCAGCGUCCGAUUCCCCGAGCGCAUCCGUCAUGACAGAUCUAACACUCGGCAAUGAGAGAGCUCGUUCACUAGAACCGCAGCACGUCUGGUAAAAACCCACGAUAUAACCGCGGCGCGUGCAGACGGCAUCAUCACCUGCAGAUAUGUUUGGAAGUGCCACCGCACGCUUUCGCCAGAGGUAGUGCUUUAAUCUUUAGGUGCACGAGCUCUUUAUACCUGCAUGAGCUUUACACACAAGAAUCUCAAAAGUUCAGCGCAUGGAGAAUGAUUCCAGGUAAUACAGAAGCUUCAUGACUCGUGUGACAUGAGUCUUUAUCUUUAGGAGAACAGGUGCUGGAUUACAAACUCCGCAGGGAUGCGUUGAUGUCCUGAAUAAGCGUAUGGCUUUCGACACCUGUUUGCUGACCUUUUUAACCUCUGGGAUGAAUUUUUGAUGAACCCACGGAGGAUAAUUGAAUUGGCAGACACAGCGUUUGACUGAAGCUUGGAAUACAAUGGCCUUCGUGCAUUCGUUCUUCAAUCUGAACUAAAAGGGGCCCCAAAACUUUGGUGCACAAAGACAGUGUCUUCUGGACUACUUUUUCCAUCUUGGUUGAACUGGGGGGUCACGGCAUGCUGAAAAGCCGCUGUUGCGUUUUAUUCGGUGACCUUAAGGUGUUUCUGCUCCGGCCACAGGCUAAUACGAGCCCCAUGAGCGGACAAACGGCCGGAAUCGCUCCUUAUGCCUCACAUAACAACAAUAGCGUACGAGCUCACCGGCUUCAACACUGGAGUACCCCGUCCACAGAAGACGCUACAGGGCAGGAGGGACCUGCAGACGGGUCGGGGUGGACAGGUGCCGUGGCGGAGGAGUUCUUAAAGGACCGCAGGGAUGAUAGAUUCUCCUUCAUCAGUUAUGCUGAAGGCACUCCUGUAUGUAGGAUAUGCUUCCAAGGGCCGGAACAGGGUGAGCUGUUGAGCCCAUGUCGCUGUAGCGGGUCGGUCCGCAGCACCCAUCAACCGUGUCUGAUCAAGUGGAUCAGUGAGAGAGGAUCAUGGAACUGUGAGCUGUGUUAUUAUAAGUAUCAGGUCAUCGCCAUCAGCACCAAGAACCCACUGCAGUGGCAAGCUAUUUCUCUGACGGUUAUUGAGAAGGUUCAGAUCGCAGCAGCUAUCUUGGGUUCAUUGUUUCUGAUCGCCAGUAUCUCGUGGCUGGUGUGGUCUUCUUUCAGCCCGUCUGCCAAAUGGCAACGACAGGACCUGCUGUUUCAGAUCUGUUAUGGGAUGUACGGCUUCAUGGACAUCGUCUGCAUUGCUUUAAUAGUCCACGAGGGACCCUCCGUCUUCCGAAUAUUCCAUCGAUGGCAGGCCGUCAACCAACAGUGGAAAGUUUUAAAUUACGACAAGAAGAGAGACAGCGAGGAGAAAAAAAACACUGAGGAAUCGAGCGGAUCGCAGCUUAACCAGAGAGAGGAAAUAUCCUCUUCUCCAUCUUCUCUGAUGGUCGCCGCGGGGACACCGGCUGACACCAUCACGAACACAGACGCCGCCGUGACCCUGCAGGACUCUUACUCGACCGACAGCGACGGGACGGCUCUGCCUGACCAACACUCUCCAUACAACCUCCUGCAUUUACUGAGUCACUUACGAGCACAUGAGCCGUGCGGGCCGCCAGCCGACAGCACCAGUAACACCAUCAAACCUAGAGAACUGGUUAUGAGAGUGACCACUGUCUGAACACAUGGACCGGAGGCCUUACGGUGGGACGUCACAUAGAGACAACAAGCACAACGCUUUGUGUCUUUUCACCACAGUCUGUGGAUUAUUUAUGACUUGCUGGUGAUUCAGCCAAAUGUGGUUUUAAUAAUCGACGCCGAGACAAGAAUGACCAAUAUAAUGCUGACACACACUUAAAAGACGGUUUUACAAAUCAUUUGAUCGCAAACGGAUGUCCAGACUAUUAAAAAGAAUGCAUUUAAAGGAACAGUUCACAGAAGAAAAGCUGUUUAGGUUGCAAUCCGUGAUUUUUGCCUUUCUAUCGUCAUCUGUGUUUGAAACACAAAACUACAGGCGACUCACAUACCUUUUGUGGAUUUUUUUCAUUUUAUAAAUUGUGAAUGGGGGUAAGGCGACAGAUCUUAAUGUCUUGUGUGUACUUGCUCAGUACACAGAUUUUAGUUUCCAACAUAAAAAGUCAUGGUGCGCAGCUUUACAAACGGAAUCAUAAAACUACGACUUUUAAAGAAAAAGUUCUUUCAACUUUAUAAAAGGUUUGGGCGGACACGACUACAUGACAGAUGUUUGUUUUUUAUGGGUGAACUGUUCCUUUAAAUGAACAUCAGUAAAGUUAUAAUCGGAACAUGUGCCGUAUCUUGACAUGACUGUCAGUGGAUUACAAAACUGCAAAAGACGCAAUUUCUAAUCAGACAUCAGAAACAAAGCUAAACAAAUUAAAGUCUGAAUAAAGAGAACGGUGCAAAAUGUAA
Triplophysa dalaica is the source of this 2641-nucleotide messenger RNA. It is a transcript of the gene marchf4b, whose product is annotated as membrane associated ring-CH-type finger 4b. NCBI's taxonomy places the organism in Eukaryota, Metazoa, Chordata, Actinopteri, Cypriniformes, Nemacheilidae. Gene Ontology annotation, molecular function: ubiquitin-protein transferase activity; zinc ion binding. The coding region runs from base 789 to 1892 and encodes 367 amino acids. The transcript has 4 exons. The record is from RefSeq and is a predicted model, not a curated record. Gene Ontology annotation, biological process: protein ubiquitination.